AUAUGUACAAACAGUUUUGGUCAAAGUGUUAAAUGCGUAGAUCGCCCUUUUUUGCAUUGAUUAUAGUCAUGGUCAUAGGUCAAUGGGUUGUGCGCUCAGUCGGUGAGGCAGAUACAGUUUCACUAUCAGCGGCAGCUCGAGUUCCAGCUUCAGCUUCAGUUCCAACUGCAGAAAUGAUACCAGUGACAGGUCGCCCGAGCUACACAAUUCAGAUUCAUACAUUUGCGGUGUCAGUGCGUGCGUUGGGUGCGCGAAGGGGUCAUGGGGAUUAUCAUUACUGCUCUGGCGUAAUGAUCACCUCCAGCUGGGUGCUAACUGCGGCCCAUUGUAUCUCGGCAGUAGUGAGAACCGCUCAUUAUGCGGCGAUGGAUGAAGAGGAUAUUGUUGUUGUCGUGGGUACCAAUCGCCUUGUGCCCUCCAAGCCGCCUUUGCGCAACGCAAUGUUGGUGAAAAAAUUAUAUAUGCAUGAGAACUACAAUCGCAAGCAAUUGAGCGAUCUGGCCUUGAUCCAUUUAAGGGGAGUCAUCAUCCCUGGCAUACCUCUGUCGCGUAGUGUGCGCCUGCCUACAAUGGCGUUGCAAAAAUACCAGAACUGCAAGACAAUUGGCUGGGGACGUCAGCAUCCGCAUGCUGACUAUGCCAACGAGAUGCUGCAGCAGGAUGUUUACGCCGAUCCAGAGAUUGACGCCACUGGCCACAUACGUGUGUUGCCGGCUUACGAAAACCAAAGCUUAUUUUUAAUGGACACUGGUGCGCCGCUCUUCUGCAACCAAGUGCUGUACGGCAUUGCUAGAGGCAUCAGCGAAAAGGAGUACAACUCUCAGCUACGCAUAUAUACGGGAGUCUAUGAGCAUUUGGAUUGGCUGCUGGUGACGAUGCGGAACAAUGCUCCAACUGUUGUUGCCUUGGUUAGGCUGAGUCUCAGUCUCAAUCUCUGUCUACUGUUUAUAUUGGACGCGGGUUGA
Messenger RNA from Drosophila busckii, 965 nucleotides. Its product is annotated as trypsin-3. Gene Ontology annotation, biological process: proteolysis. Lineage: Eukaryota; Metazoa; Arthropoda; Insecta; Diptera; Drosophilidae. Gene Ontology annotation, molecular function: serine-type endopeptidase activity. Bases 33 to 965 code for a protein of 310 amino acids. The record is from RefSeq and is a predicted model, not a curated record. The transcript is spliced from 2 exons.